This is a messenger RNA of Drosophila obscura, 524 nucleotides long. RefSeq names its product putative OPA3-like protein CG13603. Gene Ontology annotation, biological process: regulation of lipid metabolic process. Lineage: Eukaryota; Metazoa; Arthropoda; Insecta; Diptera; Drosophilidae. Bases 57 to 524 code for a protein of 155 amino acids. Gene Ontology annotation, cellular component: mitochondrion. The record is from RefSeq and is a predicted model, not a curated record. The transcript is spliced from 3 exons.
UAAGCUUCUGCCGUCAAGUAUGUUUAGUUUAUUUAGUCAAAAUUUCGGAAUGAGAAAUGGUUGUGGGCGCAUUCCCAAUAGCAAAACUCGGCCUCUUGUGCGUGAAGCACAUCAGUAAGCCGGUUAGCAAUGUAAUUAAGCGCUAUGCUAACAAGAAUAAUGUAUUUAGAAUCUAUGUAGUUGCACCGCCAGCCACUUUGUACAACACGAUCGACGUUCGCUCCAAGAUGUGGAUGCUGGGCUUAGGACAGCCGAAGCGGGUUCCGCCCCUGACCCGUGCCAUGUCCAUUAAAAUGGGUGGCGAUAUUCUGGGCGAGCUUUUCAUAUUUCUGAUCGGUGUUUCCUUCAUACUGAACGAGUUUGCAAGGCAAGCGCGAAACGGCGAAAAGAAACAUGAAAGGCACAAGCAGAAAAGGGAGGAGCUAAAUAACCGAAUCGUUCAACUGAAUGAGCGCAUUGCGCGCCAAGACAGGGAAAUUGUUCAUCUCAAAGCGAAAAUCAAACAAAUAGGAUCUGAUCGAUAG